Molecule: messenger RNA, 459 nt
Organism: Sporothrix brasiliensis 5110
Lineage: Eukaryota; Fungi; Ascomycota; Sordariomycetes; Ophiostomatales; Ophiostomataceae
Exons: 2
Coding region: 1-459 (152 amino acids)
Biological process (GO): protein insertion into mitochondrial outer membrane; mitochondrial outer membrane translocase complex assembly
Cellular component (GO): mitochondrial outer membrane
Source: RefSeq, a predicted model, not a curated record
AUGUCUUCCGAACCAAUAUCAAUAUCCGACGCGGGCUCCCAGAUGUCUGCGUCGACGUCUGAAUCGUUUGUACUGGCCGACGCGGCGGCGACGACCACACUGCCGCGGCCGCACGCCGAUGCCGAGACGGGCGACGAAGGCCUUGACGAGAACGAGGACGACGAUGAGGACGGCGAGCUCGACUCGCUGCCGUCCAUCUCGACCAGCGUGAUCAGCCCCUCGGACGCGAGCUCCGACGACACGUCUGACGCCCAGCGCGAGUGGGAGGCCAGCCUCGAGCAGCUGCAGCUGAUGCUGACCAUGGUGCUUGUGCCGUUUGCCGGCAAGUAUCUCGGCCGAAAGUUUGCCUACUGGAGCUGGGCCCGGUACAUGGAGUGGGCACACGACGUCGAGAUCCGGUGGACGAACAAGAAGGCGUUCAAUGUGGCCGGUGCCGUCGGAGCGGCGGCGACGCUGUGA